CUUGACAUUUAUCAAUAUUUCUCUGCAUUCCUAUCCAUUUUGACAGGUGCCUUUAUCAAAUACAUCUAUAAACGAAAUUAGUAUACACUUGUGCAAUCUAGAGAGAAAAGUUCUCAAACUAGAUGUUGAGGUAUUCUUACUGAGGUAUUUAUUGUAGUUGCACUGUAACUUUCAGGAAUUACUAGUGCGAUCUUUAAUAAUAAUUUGAACCUUCACUAAGCCAUUAACUUGUUAAAGUGAAGGGAUGAUGAUUUUUCAGAGUUGUUCUUGCUCUGUUCAGGAGGAAGAGUGUUAUUGCAUGCACCUAUUUUUAUCUAAAUUUAUUCAGAAGAAAAAGAGAAAUAAACGACCUAUGCGCUUGAAACUUGAUUUGAUGCAAGGCUAACUAUCAUUUUAGAGUCUAACAGGUUAUCCCAUGUUGAAGAGAUACUUUAUAUCUAGUGAACCCUCAAAUUCGAGGUCUUUCUUACAAUACGAGUUGGAUUUUGAGCUGUUAGGGAAGUGAAUUUUCCCCCAGGCUCACUAUUAUUAUCCUUGAGACUCUUCCUUGCUGCUGGCUAAGGAUUGGGCAAAAUCCAGGGGAUAUUGCGUUUGGUUCUGCUAAAGGUCCUGGAAAGCCAGCUUAACUGCCAUUUGUGCCUUCCUUGUGCCAAACAUGUCUAUAAUUGGAGAAGCAGUUUUAUCUGCUUUCCUUCAAGUAUUGUUUGACAAAUUGGCUUCUCCUGAGUUGCUCAAGUUUGCCAGGCAAGAACAAGUUUAUGCUGAUAUCAAGAAAUGGGAGAAGAUACUGCUUAAAAUACAUGCAGUUCUUGAUGAUGCAGAAGAGAAGCAGCUGACAAAUCAAUUUGUGAAGAUUUGGUUGGCUGAGCUUAGGGACCUGGCUUAUGAUGUAGAAGACAUACUGGAUGAAUUUGCCACAGAAGCUGUGCAUCGUGGAUUGAUCUUUGAAUCAGAAGCCAACACAAGUAAGCUACUCAAGCUUAUCCAUACUUGUAACGGUCUUAUUUCAAGUAAUUCUGUGUUUAGAGUUAGGAUGAUAUCAAAAAUGAAAGGGAUUACUACUAGAUUGCAAGCCAUAUCUAAUCAAAAAAAUUACCUGAAUUUGAGGGAAAAUUUGGAAGGAAGCUCCACUAAAGUAAGAAAAAGGUUGCCCACAACUUCUUUGGUAAAUGAAACUCAGGUUUUUGGCAGGGAAAGAGAUAAAGAGGCUGUACUUGAAUUAUUGCUGACGGAUUAUGCGAAUGAUAGCAAAGUGUGUGUAAUUGCAAUCAUAGGCAUGGGUGGGGUAGGCAAGACUACUCUUGCACAACUCGUCUUUAAUGAUACCAAAGUGAAGGAUUCUUUUGAUCUAAAAGUAUGGGCUUGUGUAUCUGACGAAUUUGAUGUUUUAAACAUAACGAAAUCCAUUCUCGAAUCAAUCACAAACAGGAGUGUUGGCUCCAAUCUAAAUUUGCUUCAGGGAAGACUACAAGAUAUCCUGACAGAAAAAAGGUUUCUGCUUGUUCUAGAUGAUGUUUGGAACGAGAACUACCAAUACUGGGAUGCCCUUUGCAGUCCUUUUAGUAAUGGAGCACCAGGGAGUAAAAUACUUGUCACUACUCGAUGUGAAAGCGUUGCAUCCGUCAUGGGUUCUGUUGCAAUUUACCAUCUAAAGGAGUUGCCAUAUGAUAGUUGUUUGCUGCUAUUCACACAACUUUCAUUGGGAACUAACAACUUUGAUGCACAUCCGAGCUUAAAAGAAAUUGGCGAGGGAAUAGUGGAAAAAUGUAAAGGCCUGCCUUUGGCAGCAAAGACACUUGGAAGCCUCUUGCACACAAAAGUGAGCCAGGAUGAGUGGGAGGAUAUAUUUAGCAGCAAAAUAUGGGACCUAUCGGAAGAGCAAAGUGGUAUUCUUCCGGCUCUAAGGUUGAGCUAUCAUCAUCUGCCUUCUCACUUGAAGCAGUGUUUUGCUUACUGCUCAAUUUUUCCGAAGGACUAUGAAUUCAGCAAAGAGGAGUUAAUUCUUUUGUGGAUGGCCGAAGGUUUUUUGCAACAGCCAAAAGGAACAAAAAGAAUGGAAAACUUGGGAGCGAAGUACUUUGAUGAUCUACUAUCGAGAUCAUUAUUUCAACAAUCAACCAAAAAUGGACUGCGAUAUGUAAUGCAUGAUCUCAUCAAUGAUUUAGCUCAGUAUGUAGCUGGAGAUGUCUGCUUCAGGUUGGAGGAAAGGUUAGGGAACGUGCAGAAAGCUAGGCAUGUGUCUUAUAUUCGUAAUCGAUAUGAAGUCUUCAAAAAAUUUGAGGUUCUUUAUAAAGCUCAAAAUUUGAGGACUUUCUUACCGCUGCCAAUUCACGUUGCUGUUAGUUGGCGUAAUUUUUACAUUACAGGGAACAUAAUGUAUGAAUUGCUUCCAAAACUAAGACGUCUGCGGGUGCUGUCCUUGAGUGGCUAUUGCAUAAAUGUGCUGCCAAAUCUGAUUGGCAAGCUAAAACACUUGCGAUACCUUGACUUAUCCCACACUUUGAUCAAAACCUUGCCCGAGUCCGUGAGUGCUCUCCACAAUCUGCAAUCACUAGUCUUACAUAGUUGUGGUGCUCUUUCAAAGUUGCCUGCAGGCAUUGUGAACCUCAUUAAUCUGCGUCAUCUAGACAUUACUAAUACGAAACAACUGCGAGAGCUUCCUUUACUGAUUGGUAAACUGAAAAAUUUGCGGACAUUAACCAAAUUUAUGGUGGGGAAUAGUGCCGGAUCAAAAUUAACAGAACUGAGGGACAUGUUGCGUCUUCGUGGGAAGCUAACCAUUACUGGCUUGCAUAAUGUGGAAAAUGUCUUUGAUGCUGGGGGAGCAAACUUACAGUUUAAGCAUGAUCUUCAAGAGUUAGUCAUGAAAUGGAGCAGUAAUAAUGAAUUUCAAAAUGAAAGGGUUGAGACAUUGGAUAUUGAUGUCCUUGACAUGCUGCAACCUCAUAAGAACCUGAAAGCUUUGAAAAUUGAGUUUUAUGCAGGUGUGACAUUUCCGAGUUGGAUUGGACAUCCUUCAUUCUCUAACCUCAAUGGUUUAACUCUCAAAAACUGCACAAAAUGCUCAUCAUUGCCGUCACUUGGGAGAUUGCCCUUUCUUGAGGAUUUGUGCAUUGAAGGCAUGCAUAGUUUAAAAAGUAUAGGUCUGGAGUUCUAUGGGGAAGAUUCCUCCUUCACGCCUUUCCCAUUCUUGAAGAUAUUAACAUUUAGUGAUAUGUUAGAAUGGGAGGACUGGUGUUCUGCAAUCCCAGAGGAAGCUUUUGUCAGUGAAUUCCCUAGCCUCUGUGAGCUUUGCAUAAGGAAUUGUCCCAAGUUAGUAAGGAGGUUGCCAAACUACCUACCAUCACUCAGAAAACUUGACAUUAGUAAAUGUCCAUGUUUGGAAGUUGAGUUUUCUAGGCCUUCAUCUCUCUGCGACGUGAAUUUGGAAGAAUGCAAGGAGACGGCAGUAACGAGUGUAGUAAAUCUCAUCUCAUCUACACUCUUUAACUUGCAACUUCGGGGCAUUUCAAAUUUUAACCAGUUUCCAGAAAGAGUUGUGCAGUCCUCACUGGCACUUAAAGUUAUGAACAUUAUUAAUUGCAGUGAACUGACUACUUUAAGACAGGCUGGAGAUCAUAUGCUACUCAGCAGACUUGAAAAAUUAGAACUGUGUAACUGCAAUAACUUGAAAGAGUUACCAGAUGGUUUGUUUAGCUUCACCUCACUCGCAGACUUGAAGAUCAAGAGAUGUCCAAAAAUUUUGUCAUUUCCUGAGCCAGGGUCUCCAUUCAUGCUUAGACAUCUUAUUCUUGAAGAAUGUGAAGCUCUGGAAUGCCUACCUGAAGGAAUAGUGAUGCAAAGAAACAAUGAGAGCAACAAUAAUAUAUCCCAUCUUGAGAGCUUGGAAAUCAUUAAAUGUCCAUCUCUAAAAUUUUUUCCAAGAGGUGAGUUACCAGCCAGCCUGAAAGUUCUUAAGAUAUGGGAUUGUAUGCGGUUGGAAUCAUUUGCAAGACCGACGUUGCAGAAUACUCUGUCACUUGAGUGCCUUAGUGUGAGGAAGUAUUCAAAUCUAAUAACCUUACCUGAGUGCCUGCAUUGCUUCUCUCAUCUUAUUGAACUGCAUAUAAGCUAUUGUGCUGGUCUAGAAUCAUUCCCAGAAAGAGGCCUACCUUCUUUGAAUUUGAGAAGGUUUUAUGUCUUUAAUUGUCCUAAUCUCAAGUCCCUGCCUGACAAUAUGCAAAGCCUUACAGCACUCCAGCAUUUAGGAGUAUCUAGUUGUCCAGGUAUUUUGUCAUUUCCUGAAGGCGGGUUGCCCUCCAAUCUAACAUCAAUUCGGGUCAGUAAUUGCGAGAAUCUCCCGCACUUAUCUGAGUGGGGAUUACAUAGACUCCUGUUCCUCAAGGACUUGACUAUUUCUGGUGGAUGUCCAAAUUUGGUGUCCUUCGCACAAGACUGUCGGCUUCCUGCAACUCUAAUUUCACUACGCAUUGGGAAGCUCCUCAAUCUAGAGUCUUUAUCCAUGGCACUCCAACACCUUACCUCACUUGAGGUAUUGGAAAUUACCGAGUGUCCUAAGCUCCGAUCAUUGCCGAAGGAAGGGCUGCCUGUCACUCUUUCUGUCCUAGAAAUCUUGGAUUGUCCUAUGCUGAAAAGACAGCUGCUGAAUAAGAAAGGAAAAUAUGCAUCUAUUAUAGCCAAUAUCCCUCGUGUUGAGAUUGAUGAAAUAUUACUACAAUGAACUGUAAGUAUGAGAAGUUUUCUGCACUAUAAAGCAAAGGUGUUGAACUACAGAUCGUGAUUCUUCAGAUCUUGUCGUUCUCUGUUCUAGAUUAGUCUUUACUUCCACCGAUUCCAUGUUCAUUCCAGAGGAAUAACAGCUUCUGAAUCUUAUUACGAUGUGUGGUUUUCUAA
Ricinus communis (castor bean) is the source of this 4893-nucleotide messenger RNA. RefSeq names its product putative disease resistance RPP13-like protein 1. The transcript is spliced from 2 exons. Gene Ontology annotation, molecular function: ADP binding. The record is from RefSeq and is a predicted model, not a curated record. Bases 656 to 4720 code for a protein of 1354 amino acids. Gene Ontology annotation, biological process: defense response to other organism. Lineage: Eukaryota; Viridiplantae; Streptophyta; Magnoliopsida; Malpighiales; Euphorbiaceae.